AACAACCGUUUAAAUCACCGUGUCUAUGUACUAGGCUGUCCACAUAGCAACUACUUGAAAUCCGGUUUCUGCCAUUAAAAUAGCAUUGAAGGUAGUGUUUUGGCUUGUAAUUUGUCUGAGCCCACAAGCCAAUUUCUUCAUUUCUGGUUCUUGCAUUGUGUUCUGAGUCGAAAAUGAGGUGGGUUUGCUUGUUCUUGGGAACUUUGUUGUUCUGUGCUUGUGGGGAUGCACAUAACAUAACCAAGAUUCUGAAUGGCAUUCCGGACUGCAGUGAAUUCAACAAGUAUCUGACCCAGACGAAGCUUGCCGAUGAGAUUAACAGUAGGACGACUAUCACAGUCCUGGUGCUGAACAAUGCUGCGAUGGCGGAUAUCACUAGUAAGAAUCUGGGUUUGGCGGCGAUCAAGAACAUUCUGAGCUUGCAUGUGCUGUUGGACUACUUUGAUGGGCAGAAGUUGCAUGAUAUCAACAAUGGGUCGGCGUUGUCGACUACAUUGUACCAGACGACGGGGAAUGCUGAGGGAAAUAGUGGGUUUCUUAAUAUUACCGACAUCAAGGGCGGGAAAGUGGGCUUUGGAGCGGUUACUCCUGGUUCCAAGUCGAAGUUGGAUUCCACGUUUGUGAAGUCAUUGAAGGAGGUGCCAUACAAUAUAUCUGUCUUGGAGAUCAGUAAGGCAAUUAUGCCCUCUGAUCUGGCUGCCCCUGCUCCCUCGGCCAAUCUGAACAUAACCGAACUGUUGGAGAAGGCUGGGUGCAAGAUUUUUGUACAGCUCAUUACCAGCACUGGGGUUCUUAAGACUUAUGAGGACGCCUUUGUCAACGGGUUCACUCUGUUUGCCCCCACAGAUGAGGCAUUCAGUGCAACAGUUAUGGCUAAACUGAAGAAGCUCUCCAGUGCCCAGCAAAUUUAUGUUCUGGAAUACCAUGCUCUGCCUCAGUACAGUCCCAUGGGAACUCUCAAGACAUCUAGUGGACCGGUCAGCACUCUGGCUACUAGUGGGGCGGCGAAGUAUGCUUUGUCAAUCUCUUCGUCUGGCAAUGUAGUCACUCUGAGUAGUGGGCUGACCAAGAGUACUGUUACAAAUACUCUGGAUGAUGAUGAGCCCAUUGCUCUGUACACAAUUAAUAAACUUUUGAUGCCGACAGAGAUCUUUGGAGUGGCCCCUGCACCUGCUCCCACCCCGGAUUUGACACCCUCUUCUAACCCCACUCCUGCUGAGGCACCAGCCCCUGAAGCCAUUCCUCCUUCUGCGCCUUCUCCUUCCCCAGUUCUCUCGUCACCACCGGCCCCUCCUACUGGUGUGCCCGCUGUAGCCCCUGCAGUCAUGGGCCCUGCAUCUGCUAAAUCCAGCACUGGGUUUGCCCCUCCUCGCAUCUCUCUUGGGCUUGGUUUCAUGGCCUCCUUGGCCUUAGCAUGCUCCGCUAUCUUAUUGUAGGCUGCAUUUCGUUAUGUUCCUUUCAUAACUGUUUUGCCUUUUAAGGAUUCUAUUUGGGUGGAUGUAAUCUGUGGUGGGUUUUUCAUUGUUUUUAGUUGUAGGUGGUUGAUGGUGGAUACCUACCCUGUGGUGCUGCUGCUGGUUGUAACCAUGUGGGUAGGUGCUAUCUAGUAUCUACAAUAUUUGGAAUUUUCUUAUAAUUCUACUCUUACAGAAUUCAUUUUUCUUUAUUGUGGUUGCUAUCAAGUCUACAUACUUGGGUGGUAAAUUAUUUCUGCUCACAGAUCUUGUAAGAUUCUUUUUAGAAUAGUCUCUGGAUGUAGCAGAAGAGGGAUGCUUGUGUUUUGUGGAAGUAGAUAUAGUUUUUAGUGGGUUUUGGAAUCUACAUUGUAUUCAUCAUGGUUGUUACUGAAAUUGAUUACAUAUUUGCGACUUGUA
Molecule: messenger RNA, 1874 nt
Organism: Cryptomeria japonica (Japanese cedar)
Lineage: Eukaryota; Viridiplantae; Streptophyta; Pinopsida; Cupressales; Cupressaceae
Product: fasciclin-like arabinogalactan protein 8
Exons: 1
Coding region: 174-1436 (420 amino acids)
Cellular component (GO): plasma membrane
Source: RefSeq, a predicted model, not a curated record